AUGUCGGAACAGAGGCCACGCAGACAGGAGGAGUCCGGUUCGGGCUUCAAGGGUGCUCUCCAGGGUCUUGGAAUCUUCUUGUUGGCCCAAUUUGCCAUGAACCAGUACAUGGGAAAUAAGGACAAGACAGAUUCUACCAGCGUGAAUUCUGGUGGUAUUCCCGCUUUUGCCGAUCGCCCCGAUCCUAGCGAAGUCGCUGAACACAGUGCUCUCCCUGAAAAGAUCGCCCCAAUCUGGCCCUCCGACAGCGCUGUCGAUCUCAGCAUCUAUGUAACUCCCUCUAUCGUUGUGCCCAACUUCAAAUCACCGGACAGUACUCUUGUGCUGCAUGAGAAGAACUUCACACUUGGAAACUACAGUGACACUCGCGAAAUCGACACCACCAUCAAGGUUCCAAAGCAGGUCCAACAAAAUGGAACUCUCUGGGCUCACUUCUUUUUGGCUCGCACCGGAUACCCACUAGACCCCGCUGCUAAGGACUACAACACCGCUGAUGCGGUCCACUUCCUCCGACCUCUGAACCAGUACCUUCCCAAGAAGAAGGUCAAGAAGCUGAAGAAUCUACUGUCGACCCCCGAGGAGGAACACGAUCAGGAGGAAGAUAACACCCCGGAUGUUUCAACCAUGUCAUACUAUCAUCCCAACUUCACACUGUCCCUUAUCCCAGACUCCGGAAUUGUGAAUAUGGCCCAGAUGAACCCCGCCGCUCGCCAGUAUUUGCAGCUGGAACGGACCGGUGCUCGCGAUGCUAGUGGAAAGAAUGGAUGGUACUACCCGAUCGCUUUCUUUAACACUUUCUGGCAACUGAAGAGCCACAUGACCGAGCUAAACUCCACCGUUGAGACCCUGCCAUUGCACAUUACUCUCAACAACAUGGCCAAUUGGAAAUUUAACAUCAUCAGCAGUGUUGAUGAAGGUUCCAAGCAAAGUUCUCGCCAGGCCGCCUAUGGCAAUCCUGUUCCCGGCGGCGGAGAUGGUAACGAGUGGGAGAUGGUGAAGGAGAUUCUCUUGGACACGAACAUUUGGCUCCUCUCCAUUACCGGUGUCGUCACUGUCCUCCAUAUGUUGUUUGAGACUUUGGCCUUCAAGAACGAUAUUGCCCACUGGCGUAAGAAGAAGGAUGUUGUUGGCACCUCGGUUCGGACAAUCCUGGCAAACGUCUUCAUGCAGACUGUCAUCUUCCUCUACCUCAUGGACAAUAGCGACAACACCUCUUGGAUGAUCUUGGCCAGUCAAGGAUUUGGUAUCCUUCUGGAAUUCUGGAAGAUCACCAAGACUGUUGACGUUCGCUUGCGCCCGCCGCCAGCCAGCUCGUGGUUUUCAUUCUUGCCCUAUGUGAUUGUCUUUGAGGACAAGCAUAAGCUCAGUGAGACUGAGGAAAAGACCAAGGAGUACGAUGAAAUUGCCUUCCGCUACUUGUACAUUUUGGCUGUUCCACUUCUGCUCGCAUACGCUGCGUACAGCCUGGUCUACAACACUCACAAGUCCUGGUACUCAUACGUUAUCCAGACCUUGGUCGGCAGUGUUUACGCCUAUGGCUUCCUCAUGAUGGUCCCCAGUCUCUACAUCAACUACCGGUUGAAGUCUGUUGCCCACAUGCCCGGCAAGGCAUUGACUUACAAGUUCCUGAACACCUUCAUCGACGAUCUCUUCGCCUUCACCGUCAAGAUGCCCUGGCUCCACCGCCUGUCAACUCUUCGCGACGACGUCAUCUUCUUCGUCUGGCUCUACCAGGGCUGGAAGUACAAGGUUGACUACAAGCGUGUCAACGAAUUCGGCCAGGGAGGUGAUAGUGACGAGGAAGAGGAGAAGGAGGAACCUACUCCUGCUAUCGAGGGCGACAAGAAAGAAGUGGCUACUCAAUCAUCUUCCGACGCUGCUUCCAAGUCCAGCCAACCAAGCGGCCUGCUUGAUGCGGUCGAGCACUUGGAAGCUGAGAUAUACAGAUGCCAGUUUACUAGCCAAAACAAUCGCUUCAAACGCGUACGAGAGCGGCAUUCCGCAACCCGUGCUGGCCCGUCUCCUGAAGAUUCUGACCGCAAAAAACCACCUAGAUCAGGGCACAACUACAACGCUGAUCAAAAAUCUUUUCCUCAGGAGAGAAUCCCAUCGAAGAAUGUCACUCAAGUGGUGUGCUGCCUUGGGCCCAGCAAGAACAAACCGAGCCCCGCCACACAGGCUCUGUUACUGCGCUGGUUGAUUCUUGUAUAUGAUCUCUUCGAAGAAAGGACGCAUCUCGCGAGACUUUAUGCUGUUCUUUUCAAUUAUUUGGAUAUGAUUAGUUUGCGGAAACCACUGUGUCACCUUCUCUCGCUUAUCACAAGACGAAAACACGUCAAACCAUUCCGCAUUCAAGCCUUGAUGGAGCUGAUCCAGACUGCUGGUGGCGAAGACAGAGAGCUUAUCAGUCUCCUGAGAAUUUAUAAGAAUUAUUACCCCGAGAUCAUUCUCGGUGAAUUUGCGGGGCCGAGAAGGAAUGCUCUCUUCUUCAAACAUCCAGACCCCGAGUGGUCAAGCCACGUGAAGGUGCUUCAAGACCAGAAUAUAGAAAAAGUCAAGGCUGGCCAGGGAUCGAGUUUCCAAGUCGUUCAUCGGGGAACUGUGAAGAGAAGUAGGAUUGAAGUUGUCAUUCCGACUCUACAAACUUCACGUGUAUCUCAGAAACACACGUCUCUGGAGGAGCUUCGUGAUGUUGGCCAUUUUGUUGAUAAGCUUGACAAAAUUGAGCUACCAAACCAGAUCAUCUCAACUUUGGGGGAUGCGAUGGCUCAGAAGUACCUUCACCUGGUCCGACCUGAUCUUGCACAUCAUCGUUUAAAUGAAUGGCUGAGAAGUUUCCUGGGGGAUAAAUUGGAGACACUGCGCGAGGAUCAAGAUGAUGAGCCCGAAACAUUAUCAUAUGUGUUGGAAUUUGUUGUAGGAUAUGCAUCAUAUUCCAAGGAACUCCCAUCCUCGAUACGUUCUUUCUUGAAGUCCUAUCUGAAAAUAUGGAAUGGCAAGGAUAAUUGUGAUCACAUCUUCCAACUUCUCCAGCACACCUCAAUAGAGUCUUUCGAGUCUCUUUGGAGUGAAUUAUUGUCACCAUUGGAGUUGGCUGUGUUAGAUCAGAGUCUUCGUUCCAGGACAGGGUUGCUUGGGUUCUAUUCAGCAUUGAUCAACCAAUGGAGCGUGAAACUUCGGUCACAGGCAGAUAAGACAGAAGAAUCAGUCCAUCUGAGUCAAAUCAUCGUGCAUGCCGAGCUCUUAGCAUCUUCAAUUCUGGAGUUUUCGGUGGAGGACGAGGAUAAAAAGUCCAAACCAGCUACCAUUUCUGUGCUCGACUUCUACAGGACCCUUUCACAACUCUUUUCUCAUGCACCCCAAGACGGCCGAUUCCGUCUCACACUUCCGCACGCGCAAACCGUAUACACACUCGCCUUCACACCCAGUGUUGCUGUGAUUUCCACCCUCAACUCCAUCCUGGCCAUCUACAAAUCUGCAUUCGAGGCUUCUCUGAAUUCACAAGUUCUGCAAGCACAGAACUCCCCGGCUUAUGGUACAGAACUUGUUGGUCGGUUCAAUGGGUAUGUAAUGGACAUGUGUAAUGUGCUAUGGCGCAACCGUGCACUUAACACAGAAGACCCGAAUGCGCUAGGCUGUCUCGUCCCAGUACCGACCGCCACUGCUCUGGCAAACUAUAUCAAAGACUUGUCUGAGGCAGCCAGACACUAUGACCGUGAAAGUGCAUUCCAUCUUAAUCUUUCGUCGAUAUUCUCUCUCAGCCACCAUGCUGCAUUCUGCAACCUGUCUGCGGCUUGCUUUGCAGAUCUGGAAGAGGACCAGCAGGUUGCGGACCACCGCCCGAAAUUAAGAAAGCCAGUUACGCAGAAAGUGCUACAGGCACUGGAGAAGGAUGGUGGCGCUAAGAUUACAUGGCAGGAAUACCGUGUACAUAUGCUAGAUUGGUUGGAUGCGAUUGGAUGCCGGGGUACCGGCAUUCUAAUGAGAAGCACGAUGAAAGCUUUGCGCAAAGAGUAA
This is a messenger RNA of Penicillium coprophilum, 4017 nucleotides long. RefSeq lists its product as uncharacterized. Lineage: Eukaryota; Fungi; Ascomycota; Eurotiomycetes; Eurotiales; Aspergillaceae. The coding region runs from base 1 to 4017 and encodes 1338 amino acids. The record is from RefSeq and is a predicted model, not a curated record. The transcript is spliced from 6 exons. Gene Ontology annotation, cellular component: endomembrane system; membrane; kinetochore.